AGGCAAAAAGUCAGUAAAAUUUGUAUUGAGAGACCGCAUAUUUGACAUUUCGUUACUGGUUAAUUUUUAAUUGCAUUUUCACCGAACAGAGCUAUUAAUUUUUGUUUGUUUAUUUUCAAGUUUCUAAGCUAAAGUUUAAAAAUAAAUAAAUUUGAAAAGUAAAUUUUGAAAUUGCUACAUUUCUAAAAUGCGGCGUCGUGCUGGUUUAGGCGCUAUCCAGCAACAGCAGUUGGCUGCUGAGAAAUAUAAAGACAAAGGAACUAAUUUACAAGAAUCACAAUUUGAGCAAAUGACUAAACAAAUGGAAGUUUUUCGUAUGAAAUUGGAGGAAUUUGCUGUUAAACAUAAGCAGGACAUUCGGAAGAAUUCUCACUUUCGUAAACAAUUUCAAGAAAUGUGCGCUGCAAUUGGUGUGGAUCCUCUUGCAGCUGGUAAAGGUUUUUGGAGUGUAUUAGGAAUAGGCGACUUUUAUUACGAAUUAAGUGUUCAGGUAGUCGAAGUAUGCUUAGCAGCAAACCAUAAUACUGGUGGUUUAAUGGAAUUGAGUGAACUACGUAGGCGCCUUAUAGCUGCUCGAGGUCAGAGUGCAGUACAUCAGGAAAUUACGAACGAAGAUAUUUUAAUGGCCACGAAAAAGUUGAACAUAUUUGGAAAUGGAUUUGUAGUGCACAAAGUUGGCAAAGGGAAGUACAUGGUGCAAUCAAUACCGGGAGAAUUAAGUUUAGAGGAAACGAAAGUAUUGACGGUUGCUUCUAAUACAGACAUGGGCUUUGUAACACUGCGAAUGCUUACUGAACAUCUUGGAUGGGGCGAAUUGCGUGCAAAGCAAUCUCUUGAUAAAACAUUAAGCGAGGGCUUGUGUUGGGUAGACGAGCAAGAUACCGAAAAUGAGGGUGUCAGCCAUUGGUUUCCUAGUUUGUUCCCUGGUCGUUUUUGAUGGUUAUUUAAUAUAUUGCUAUGCACAAUCCUUGCAUAAUUUAAUUAAAGUAUAAGCAAAUAUACAAAAUGUACACAACAU
Ceratitis capitata (Mediterranean fruit fly) is the source of this 1018-nucleotide messenger RNA. RefSeq names its product vacuolar-sorting protein SNF8 (gene lsn). Bases 188 to 937 code for a protein of 249 amino acids. Lineage: Eukaryota; Metazoa; Arthropoda; Insecta; Diptera; Tephritidae. Gene Ontology annotation, cellular component: ESCRT II complex. The record is from RefSeq and is a predicted model, not a curated record. The transcript has 4 exons. Gene Ontology annotation, biological process: protein transport to vacuole involved in ubiquitin-dependent protein catabolic process via the multivesicular body sorting pathway.